Molecule: messenger RNA, 1236 nt
Organism: Drosophila rhopaloa
Lineage: Eukaryota; Metazoa; Arthropoda; Insecta; Diptera; Drosophilidae
Gene: Mur29B
Product: clumping factor B
Exons: 4
Coding region: 95-1147 (350 amino acids)
Source: RefSeq, a predicted model, not a curated record
CGUUGUGCAGUGCGAUUCUUGCCUUUCAAACGUUCUGAUCCUCGCUAAAAAUAAUUGUUCGGUUAAUAUCCUUUCGGUCGGAAAAAAAGGAAAAAUGCGUCCGAUCACGGUUAACUUUUUGCUGGUGGCACUUUGUGUCUCUUCUACCAUUUGGCCAGCGAGUGGCCUGCAAUGUUACAAUUGUGUCGGAGAAGAAUGCCAUGCGGAAACGGUCCCAGAAAUCUCUUGCAAUCUGGAUGACUCUGAGGCAUUUGUAUUGGAUACAAGUGGCAUUUUGAAUCGAUUCCGACGAUCUCCUUUGGUAGUGAAGCCACGAGACACUGAAAAUUUGGAUGAAUCAACAACCGACUCCACAGUAACAUCCACAGAUGCUUCAUCCGCGUCUACAACUGAUUCCGAUGUCACAUCAGACUCUACCAUUGCGUCCACAGAAUCCUCGUCCGCGACUGAUUCAAGCACAGAUUCUUCAACCAAUCCCCAAACUGUAGGGUCCACAGAAUCUUCAACCGAUUCCUCAACCAUCAGUUCCACAGACUCUUCAACUGCCACUACGGAUGAUUCUUCAACCUCAGAUUCCACGGAAUCUUCGACUACCUCAGAACCAGGUUCUUCAAGUCCUUCUACAACUGCUUCUACCACCGAUUCUACAUCCGAAUCAACGACCGAUUCUACGACCGACUCUACCACCGAUUCUACGACCGAUUCUACGACCGAUUCUACGACCGAUUCUACGACCGAUUCUACAUCCGAUUCAACGACCGAUUCAACUUCCGAUUCUACGACUGAUUCUACGACCGAUUCUACGUCCCAAUCUACGUCCAGUUCUACGUCCAGUUCUACGUCCGACUCUACGACUGAUUCUACGCCCAAUAGUUCUCCCGUAACUACAAUUUCUCCACCUAUAAGUUAUAAAUUGGCAGCCUGUUACAGCAUCUAUAAGGAAGGAGAGCUCUACCGUGGUUGUAUUAAGGUGCCCACAAACGAAUCAGCCUGCGAGGCUGUGAAGGACAAACUGGAAAUUACAGAGGACUCCGCCGAUCAGUGUGACAUCUGUCUGACGGACAAGUGCAAUGGAAGCACUAGUUUGCAGGUCUCAUUGGGCGCCAUGAUCCUGCUGUUGGCGAUGGGUCUGAAAAACCUGUUCUAGGGGAUAGCCGAAGAGUGGAGUGCCGUUGUAUUAUAUAAUUGUUAGCAGUUUGUAUUCAUAUUUAAUAAAAAAUGAACUAUUAUCAAGAA